CCGGUGAGUAAAAUCUUAUUUUUGCUAUGUGUGUUUAGCUGUUUGUGUGUUUUGUCAUAUGUGUGUAUGUAUGUUUUGCUAUAUGUUUGUCUUUUACUAUGUGAGUGUAUAUACAGGGCCGGCCUGACCGUUACAUCGCGGAGAGUACCAUAUGUGGAGGGUGCUGCUGCUGCCUUCUCAUGUCCUCCCGAGGUGUGCUCGCACACCUGCUGCACUGCUCAAAGAGAGAGCCUGGAUCACAGGGUGAGGAGAAACAUAUUGUGAAUUGAAAAAAGCAUAUUGCACAGAACAACCAGGCGUGAUAAUGGUGGAGGAAGGAGGGUCUGUGACACUUCCAUGUAACUUCAGUUAUCCAGAAGACGGGGACAGCUCCACCAAGGUCAGUGUGUACUGGAGACAGGGAAGGACCAGUCCGUGUGGGGAUUUUGACUUCAUUUACUACAACACAGAAGGCUGGACACAUGACUACACAGGACGGAUCUCAUUGGUGGGAAACCCCCAGGAACAGAGGACAGCGACUAUCACAAUCCAGAACCUGAGGAAGACAGAUGGCCCCAUGUUCUGCUGCCGGGUCAGGAUAUAUAAUCAAAGAAGGCAUGAAAUGUGGCAAAAUCGUCACGGAACAAUCAUUCACUUCAAAGAUCAGAUCUUUGUAGAACAGACGGAUGUUGUCCCUGCUACAGAGGGAGAAGAUGUAAUUAUACCGUGUUAUGUUCAUAAUAAAUCUAUUGAUCAUAUACGCGCGGUCACCUGGAGGAUGGGAGCAAACGUCCUGUGUUCUGACAAUGGUAUCAUUAAGACAUGGAUGGAGGAUAAUAAGAUUGAGGAAAUUGGACGCUGGUCAGUAGUGAAUUUCCCUGAGGACCUCUCAUUACGAGUAAGAGAAGUGACGUCAUCUGACAGUUACCGGUACUGCUGUGAGGUACGGACAAAGCUAAGAGGUCCCAUUCGUGGAUCUGCACGUGGUACAGAUUUAGUGGUUGCAGCCUCUAAGUUUGAACUGGAAUUAAAAAUCCUACAUCUUGAGUUGUCAGUAGAAACAGAAGACUCUGUGACCCUGAAUUGUUCGUACUCCGUCCCAGAAGGCAGGAAGCCUUUGUGGAUUGGAAUUUACUGGAGAGUCGGCAACACAAGUGAUGUUUAUGCCUACCACCCCUCCAAAGAGAUGGUUCAUCCCAGAUACAGAGGAAGAACUGAGCUGAGAGGACUGGCUGAUCUUCAUAUAACGGGGGUUCAAGAAACAGACUUCGCUACAUAUUACUGCCUUGUGGUGCUGAAAUUCUGUGAUGGGCUUAACAAUAUCAGAUCAGUGAUCCAAUAUGGGAGCCGGACAGCACUGGACACAAAUAUGGCUUCUCUUGACAGUCAGUGGACAAUGGCCGUUGCUUCACCUGCUGUCCUGCUCAUUAUAAUUAUUCUGUGUGUUACAGUCAUUGCCCUGUGGAAGAAAGGUGUUAUUGGCCAGAAAGACAGAAGAGUGGAAUAUAUGAAUCGUAGCACCGCCGGCUUUGCUCCAGUAACCCAGCGUAACUCUAUGAGCGUGGAAAUGACAAAUGUUGAAUCCACUGUCUUCACUGGACAAGAGGAUCCCGGGGGGAUUGUCUAUGCAAGUGUGAAUGUAACAUCACAGCAGAAAGCUACAGCCAAUCAGAGAGAAGACUACAACCCAGAGAGUGGCUCCCAGGUUCUAUAUGCAACUAUCAGACACACCAAUGACAAAAAAUAUUAAUGAAGGGUCUCAAUCAAUCAUAAAAAACAAGAAACAUUGUUCAAGAAAUGUGUGUUACUACACGCACCAACAUUACACCUGAGAACUAAGAGGACUUGUUUCUCGGGACGGUUUCCCUAUCUUGUAUUUUUAUAUAUUUGUAUGUAUUGAGAACUGUCUGAGUUUAUUACAAGUGAAGGUGAGCGUGUCAUCAUGCGUGUCCUCUAGGUGCAUUAACCCUUGGUUUCUCUAAUCACAUGCGUCUUUGGGAGAGUUGUAUGUCAAUCAACUGUAAUUGCUACUGUAUUGCGUGCGCAUACCAAAAUGUGUAGAUUCAACCCUAUGCAGAUCUGUACACAUUUUUACGGAGCGACACUGGAGGAAAUCACACUCUAAGGCAGACUUCCUCCAUUUCAAACUUAUGCUCUCAUCCUUCAGUACUGCCCUUUCUCUUGCUAAACAGUCAUACUUAAAGACCCUCAUCUCCUCCCAGUCUUCCAACCCCUGGAGCCUCUUUGCCACUCUCAACUCACUCCUCUGCCCACCUCCACCUCGUCUCCCUUCCUCACUCUCUGCUCUUGACUUUGCCACUUACUUCACAUCCAAAGUUGACUCCAUACAUCAGGACAUCACAUCACACCAGACCAUCAGCAACCAGCCUCCCCCCAUCCCUUACCAACCCUCCCCAUCCCUCGCACCUACUCUGACAUCUUUCUCCCAUGCAUCUGGUGAGGAAGUCAUGGCCCUCAUUCGUUCCUGUCCCCUCACCACCUCCCCACUUGACCCUAUUCCCUCCCACCUCCUCCGCUACCUCUCUCCUUCUGCCUGUUCCCAUCUUUCCCACCUUCUCAACUUCUCCCUCUCAUCAGGCACUGUCCCCUCUGCCUUCAACCAUGCACUCAUCUCUCCUAUUCUUAAAAAACCUACCCUUGAUCCAAACACUCUCUCCAACUACCGACUAGUAAUGUGCACCGGAAAUUUUUCGGGUUUUGUGUGUUGGUUUUGGAUUCGGUUCCGCGGCCGUGUUUUGGAUUCGGACGCGUUUUGGCAAAACCUCCCUGAAAUUUUUUUGUCGGUUUCGGGUGUGUUUUGGAUUAGGGUUUUUUCUUUACAAAAAAACCUCAAAAACAGCUUAAAUCAUAGAAUUUGGGGGUCAUUUUGAUCCCAUAGUAUUAUUAACCUCAAUAACCAUAAUUUACACUCAUUUUCAGUCUAUUCUGAACACCUCACACCUCACAAUAUUAUUUUUAGUCUUAAAAUUUGCACCGAGGUCGCUGGAUGGCUAAGCUAAGCGACACAAGUGGCCGACACAAACACCUGGCCCAUCUAGGAGUAGCACUGCAGUGUCAGGCAGGAUGGCACUUCAAAAAAUAGUCCCCAAACAGCACAUGAUGCAAAGAAAAAAAGAGGCGCACCAAGGUCGCUGUGUGACUAAGCUAAGCGACACAAGUGGCCGACACAAACACCUGACCCAUCUAGGAGUGGUACUGCAGUGUCAGGCAGGAUGGCACUUCAAAAAAAUAGUCCCCAAACAGCACAU
Messenger RNA from Pseudophryne corroboree (corroboree frog), 3248 nucleotides. RefSeq lists its product as uncharacterized. The coding region runs from base 305 to 1729 and encodes 474 amino acids. The transcript is spliced from 9 exons. The record is from RefSeq and is a predicted model, not a curated record. Lineage: Eukaryota; Metazoa; Chordata; Amphibia; Anura; Myobatrachidae.